UUCUGGACAUAAUUUUCUGCAUCAUGACAACAUUCUCCAACAAAAAUCUAUUUUGGACUUUUCUGAGGGAAGAAUAGUCCAUCUUAACAGUAAACUACAUAGUACUAGUUUUGAUCAUCAUCAUCACCAUGUUCUAACUUCUAAAUUGUAUCAUUUUUCUAGGAGAAGCACAUAUCAGCUAUGAUCUGCAAAACCAGUUGAAAAUUUGAAGAGCAAAUACAUGAAUUCCAAUAUGGAGGAAACUACUACUCUUCCUCUGAAUAUCUCCCAUGUCAACAAGCCUAUGAUCUUCACCAAUAGGCUACACAUGCUUCUCCACUCUAUUGCUUUGUGCUUCUUAUUCUAUUACAGACUCUGUUACUUCUUUCAAUCUAGAGCAACACCACCAUUAUUGUUACCCUGGAUUCUUGUAUUUUUAUCUGAGAUCAUUCUCUCCUUCAUUUGGAUACUAGGCCAAGCAUAUAGAUGGAACCCAAUUUCAAGAACUGUGUUCCCUCAAAGGCUACCCGAAGAUCAAAAGCUUCCUCAUAUUGAUGUGUUCAUAUGCACUGCAGAUCCUACUAAGGAGCCUACUAUUGAUGUCAUGAACAUUUUGUUAUCAGCCAUGGCACUUGAUUACCCUCCAGAUAAGCUUCAUCUGUAUGUUUUACCUACAAAUUCUUCAAUUUUGUUCAUGUAUGCUUAUAAUUUGUUUAACACAUGUUUGUACUUUUACAACUUGUUUGCAAGGUGGUGGAUUCCCUUCUGCACAAGAUACAGAAUAAGGUGUAGAUGCCCCAAAGCUUACUUUUCUUCUCAAGAGAGUGAUGAUGAUUUUGGCGGGGAUAUGGAGUUUGUUGCACACAGGAAAAUGAUCAAGGAAAAGUAUGAGGUUUUCAAAGAAGACAUGUUAAGAUUUAGAGAAGAUGAGGUUCACUCUGGAGAUGCUACUGGCAUAACAAGUCAAAAUCAUGCAUCUAUCAUUGAGGUGAUACAAGAAGAUAGCAGAGAUGAAAUAGAGCCUGUGAAUUUGCCUAGUCUUGUAUACGUUUCCCGCGAGAAAAAGCCUUCUCAUCCUCACCAUUUCAAAGCUGGAGCACUCAAUGCACUUUAUCGCAUCUCUGCCGUGAUGAGCAAUUCUCCAUACAUUCUAGUGCUGGACUGUGACAUGUUCUGCAGCGAGCCGGAUUCAGUGCGACAAGCACUGUGUUUCCACCUUGAUCCAAAGCUAUCACCUUCCCUUGCAUAUGUGCAAUUCCCACAGAAAUUUCACAACAUAAGCAAGAAUGAUAUAUAUGAUAGUCAGCACAGAUCAGCAUACAAAGUUCUAUGGCAAGGUAUGGAUGGACUUAAGGGGCCUGUGUUGUCUGGCACAGGAUUCUAUAUGAAAAGGGAAGCUCUAUAUGGAAAUUACACAAUCAAAGGCACUGAACUUGAACCCCAACAACAAUUUGGCACAUCCAACAAGUUAAUCAAAUCCUUAAAACAACAGAAUUUCACUCCUGAUUUGAUGAAUGACGGGAAAGCUUUACCUGAUGAAGAGACGCUACUUUUGGCUUCAUGUAACUAUGAAACUAACACUAAAUGGGGUCAAGAGAUUGGAUUCUUGUAUGGUACUGUAUGUGAAGAUGUUCACACUGGAUUCAUGCUGAAUUGCAAUGGUUGGAAUUCAGUUUUUUGUGAUCCAUCUAAGCCACAGUUCCUUGGAAACAGUACAACUAACCUGAAUGAAUUGCUAAUUCAAGGAACAAGAUGGGGUUCUGGUCUACUUGACAUUGGUUCAAGCAGGUUCUGCCCUCUUAUAUAUGGACCUCUAAGGAUGUCCCUACUUCAAAGCCUUUGUGUUGCUGAGCUUACAUAUUUCCCUCUUUAUUGCUUGCCUCUUUGGUGUUUUGCCAUUGUCCCUCAACUUUGUCUACUAUAUGGAUUUUCCCUCUGCCCUAAGGUCUCAGACCCAUUUUUCUUCAUUUUUCUGUUCAUCUUCCUAUCAUCUCUAACAAAACACUUAGUUGAAGUCCUCACAACUGGAGGAACAUUCAGAAAGUGGAUAAUAGAACAAAGGAUAUGGAUGAUGAAAUCAGUCACAUGCCACUUCUAUGGAUUGUUGGAUGCAACACUCAAAAAACUUGGUCUAAGAGAGGGUAGUUUCAUGCCGACCAACAAAGUGGAGGAUCAUGAACAAACCAUGUUGUACCAAAUGGACAAGUAUGAUUUCAGGACAUCAAAAAUGUUCCUUGUUCCAAUGGUUGCAAUCAUAAUCUUCAACAUGAGUUGCUUCUUUGGGGGAAUCUAUAGAGUGGCUUCAGUUGGAAAUUGGAACAGCAUGUUCAUGCAGCUAUUGCUUCCUUGUUAUGUCAUUGUUGUGAAUUAUCCCAUCAUUGAAGGGCUGAUAAGAAAAGACAAAGGAAGCAUUUCAACUUCAGUGAUUAUACUUUCUAACUUUUUGGUAAUUAUUAUUCAUUUUAUACUUUCUCCUCUCCUAAUAUAAGUGUAGUAGGGGAGAAAUUUAGCUUUGACAAUGGAGCCCUUUCAAAGUUUUUAUAAAAGAAUUAGUAGUAUUAUUUUAAAAGUACAA
This is a messenger RNA of Arachis duranensis, 2554 nucleotides long. RefSeq names its product cellulose synthase-like protein G2. Gene Ontology annotation, biological process: cellulose biosynthetic process; plant-type primary cell wall biogenesis. NCBI's taxonomy places the organism in Eukaryota, Viridiplantae, Streptophyta, Magnoliopsida, Fabales, Fabaceae. The record is from RefSeq and is a predicted model, not a curated record. Gene Ontology annotation, molecular function: mannan synthase activity; cellulose synthase (UDP-forming) activity. Gene Ontology annotation, cellular component: trans-Golgi network; plasma membrane.